AUGUUUGAUGUAUAAGCAUUGUUCAAUGUUUUGAUGUUUUGAUUUUAACUAGAACAUCUAUAAUUUCACUACAUUUGCUUCAGAUUGAAAAAAAUGGGUAAUAGGGACAAGAUCACUCCUUCUAGUGCUACAGAAGACGAAUAUAUUACCAUGACAGCUCAGGAGCUGCAUAUUCUGUCGGAGCUUGAUAGUCGUCAGUAUGGUUACCUCCUGCUUAACCAACCUGAAAAUGCUAAGAAAAAGGCCUUAGUUCAGAAGGCUAUUAAGUAUUUACAACUUAUGGUAGUUCAAGCACGUAAGCAUCAUAAAGAGCAGAAGGAGAAUGAACCACAAAACUAUCAAAUGAAACAGAUUAGCAUUGAUCCCAAGACCUGGGUAAAAUUGGGGCACUUUCAUUUGCUACUUGAAGAACAUCAUAAAGCCCUUUCCGCCUACCAGAUGUUUUACAAGACUCAAGCAGAAAAUCACUGGCAAAAUGUGACAUUUUUAUAUGGUCUUGGUCUUGUUUAUUUUCAUUACAAGGCGUACCAGUGGGCCGUUAAAGCAUUUCAAGAGCUUCUUUAUGUUUCUCCAUCAUUUCAACGUGCAAAUGAAGUUCACUUAAGGUUGGGAUUAAUGUUCAAAGUCUCUCAGGAAUAUGAGCUAGCACAUAAACAUUUCCAGCUUGCGUUAGUAGAUACUAGUCCUUCUACAACUCCAAAGAAUAAUAUCCGAUUCCAUAUUGCUCAUUUAUUUGAGAUACAAGGAAAGGUGAAAAUUGCCAAAGAAAAAUAUGAAGCCCUGCUAAAAGAUAAAUCGAUAACACCUUUGCUGAAAGCGGAAAUUUUUCGACAACUAGGCUGGCUCUAUCACAGUCAUGAAACCUUGGGUGAUAAAAAUCAGAGAAUACCGUUAGCCAUACAUUGUCUACAAAAAUCUAAUGAGACUGACCAGUUUUCAAAUGGGCAAACUCUUUAUCUGCUGGGGAGAUGUUAUGCGGGUAUAGGAAAAGUUCAUGAUGCAUUUAUCGCCUACAGAAAUUCAGUGGAGAAGUCUGAGGGCAAUGCUGAUACAUGGUGCAGCAUAGGCGUCUUAUAUCAACAGCAGAAUCAGCCUAUGGAUGCUUUGCAAGCAUACAUUUGUGCUGUACAAUUGGAUAAAAGUCACUCAGCAGCUUGGGCCAAUUUAGGUAUUUUAUAUGAACAUUCACUUCAAGCCAGAGAUGCAUACGCAUGUUAUUUAAAUUCGUUAGCUGGAUUUAAAAGCAAAGGGAUUACUGAGGAAACUUUCGGUAGUACUAAACUACAAAAAACGAGUAUCACCGCUGUGGGAAUGAACCCACAUCUCUCUCAGAGGAUUAAUUUUCUCCAAACCCAUCUAUCAAACGCCCCGAUGCCAAGUGUAACAUCACAGCGAAGGCAGUUGCUUUCUAUAGAAGAGGCUUGGAACCUUCCCAUAUCUGCUGAGAUGUCAUCGAGGCAGCAACAACAACCAAAUCAGUCGCGUGGAACAGGCCAAUCCUUCCAAAAAGUAUAUGGUCAUAAUGGAAAUGGUUCCCAAGGCCCCCCUCCUCCCUACCCAAGUCCAACUUCAUCAGCAGGCAAGAGGGGUUUUAAAGUUGAACCAGAUCAAAAACCGACUGCUGCUAUUUCAUCUACCAAUGCAGGAGGGCAGCCAACUUUUGUUCUUACUCAGCAGCAAAUUAAUUUGUUGAAUCAUUUACAAGCAAAUGCAGCAACAUUAACACAGCCUCAACAGAACAUCAUGAGGCAGCUGCAACACCAACACAACUUAAUGCAACAGCAUUUAAGAAAUCAAAGCAGACAAAAUAUAGGAAGGCCAUCAUUAGUAGCUCCUUUAUCAGGAUCAAGAGGAGACUUAACAUCGUCAUUGGGUAACACGCCUAUUAUCGCGCCAAUACAUUCUACAUGUAAAAGCUUUUCACCAACGAGUGCUAGCGGUACAGUCACUAUUCCAUCAACUCAGUUUAUGCAGAGCCAACAACAUGACCUUGAUGUAGAGGCAGAACUAAAAGAUCUACUUUCACAAAAAGAUCUGGCCACCACUUUGGCUGAAAAUUUAUUGAAGCAUUUUGGCUCCGAUGAUAUUGAUAGUUCGAAACCGGAAGCAGAUUCUACUACGCCUAAUACAGCAACUUCUAGGACAGGCUCCACACUACCACCAGCUUCAGGUAGUCCUGCUCUCCCUAGUUUUAAAACAACAAUUCAUACUAAAUCUUCGACACUUUCAUCUGGGCCGUUUUCCCCAUCUAAUACAGAAACCGGAAAAUCUGAGUUUAUGGAACCAAAAAAGAGGAGAAUUAAGUCGCCUUCUAGGGAUGAUGUUUUAAUAGUAAAAAACGAACCUCCUUGGGACUUUGAAUCUCUCCAUUCCCCUGAAAAAAAAGCUUAUAUUGACUAUAAUAUCGAUAUGAGUGCAGAAACUGUGCUUCAACUAUGCAAAAGUGAAUCAAUUACUGGGGAGAUAAAUGGCUCAAUAAUAUCGGAGAGUGGUCCUCCACCAUCCCCACCCGAACCUCCUUCUAUAAAGUUAAAUCAUCAGCAGCUAAUUCCUCCUACGCCAUCUGUUUAUCUAGAUAAUAAAAAACAUGCAUUUAGUCCACAAUUGCAAGAGUUUUGUCUAAAACAUCCAAUCGCCGUAGUGAGAGGUCUAGCUGCGGCUCUCAAAUUAGAUUUAGGACUCUUUUCAACUAAAACGUUGGUUGAAGCGAAUCCAGACCACAGUGUAGAAGUAAGAACACAAAUUCAACAACCUUCUGAUGAGAAUUGGGAUCCUCAGACUGGAAAAAAAGUUUGGGCCUGUAUUUCACACCGAUCUCAUACAACUAUAGCUAGAUACGCCCAAUACCAAGCUUCCAGCUUUAAAGAAAGUCUGAGGGAAGAAAGAGAAAAAGCUCAAGCUGGUUUAUCAGACUCCGACUCCAAAGACUCGACGUUUUACGGAGGAAAGAGAAGAAAAAUAAAUUUAUCUACCAAUAUUCCUUCAUCAAUCACAAAGGCUCUUAAAGAACAUAAAACACUUAAAUUUGGUACCAAUGUUGAUUUGAGUGAUGAAAGAAAAUGGAGAGCCCAAUUACAAGAACUGAUGAAACUACCGGCAUUUGCUCGGGUAGUAUCUGCUGCCAAUAUGUUAUCACACGUUGGUCAUGUUAUAUUGGGAAUGAAUACGGUCCAGUUAUACAUGAAGGUGCCUGGAAGUCGAACUCCAGGCCAUCAAGAAAAUAAUAAUUUCUGUUCUAUCAAUAUAAAUAUUGGACCUGGUGAUUGCGAAUGGUUUGCUGUACCUGAUUCAUACUGGGGAGCUAUUUGCCGAUUAUGCGAACAAAAUCAAAUAAAUUAUCUUCACGGUUCGUGGUGGCCUGUAUUGGAAGAUCUCUAUAAAGCUAAUAUACCAGUAUACAGGUUUCUGCAAAGGCCCGGAGAUUUAGUUUGGGUAAACGCUGGUUGUGUGCAUUGGGUUCAAGCCGUCGGUUGGUGUAAUAAUAUUGCAUGGAACGUUGGUCCUCUUACAGCUAGGCAAUAUCAAUUAGCAAUCGAGAGAUACGAAUGGAAUAAACUCCAAAGUUUUAAAAGCAUUGUGCCUAUGUUACAUCUUUCAUGGAAUUUGGCAAGAAACAUUAAAGUUUCGGACAGGAAACUUUUUGAGCUCAUUAAAAACUGUCUUCUUAGAGCUCUUAUAAAGUGUUCCAGAAUGUUGCAAUUUGUGAAAGAUAAAGGAGUCGAAGUGAAAUUUCAUGGAAGGGGUAAAAAUGAAGCAUCUCACUACUGCGGCCAGUGCGAGAUUGAAGUUUUUAAUAUCCUUUUUAUUAGAGAGCAAGAGAAAAGACAUGUCGUGCAUUGUAUGGAUUGCGCUAGAAAACAGUCGCUUAAUCUUGAAGGGUUUGUUUGUCUUGAAGAAUAUAAAAUGCAGGAACUUUGCGAAGUUUAUAAUAAUUUUGUCUUAUAUAACAAUAUUUCUACGAAUGCAGAUGCUUUUAGACUUAUUCCUUAGUAAAACUUUGAAAAUGGAGAGAAUGAAGCUUGAUUGAUGAUGAAUGAUUUGAAAUCAUUUAUGGGUCUGACAUAUAAGUCUAAGAGGUGAAAAUUAGCCCCCAAUGCAUUAUUUUACAUUCAAAUGUUGUUUUGCAUUCGUGCUAUGCAGAUUGUGAGAGUUAAUUGAUACCUGCCGUACGUUGGGAAAACAUUUGUUAAGGAGGUAUUACAAAAAAAUAUAGUUGUUUUUUAAAGGUGGUUCACCCUUAAAACAUUUUUAAACAUAUAAAAAUUGGCACGUAGGGUGUCUAUAUCCUGUCGUAUUUGAAAUGAUAUUUAAUAUAUGUAAUUAUAAUUAACCAUUUUAACCUACUUAUUGCAUUCUAAAUUAAAAUUGGAAUAAUUAAUGAAUUUCGUGUGACAAAAGCUUCAAAUUAUUUUUAUUCUUAGAUUAUAAUUUUGUGUAUUGAAAUAUGCAACAAAAUAUAUUUGAAAAAAAAUAAAAAACGUUACAGGAAUAACGGUUGAACUUGUAGGAAUACAAUCGAAUAUGUUCAUCAUUUUAAGCUUUUAUGAGUUACAUCAAAUUGUAAUUUUCCACCUAGAAAUGUUUAGAAGGAAAUUAUCCUUUUUUGAAAUACAUAAAAAAAUUUAAUGAUCACGUUUGGUAACUAAAUACUAGAUAUAAAAAAAUAACACAACCUAGACAUGAAUGAAAUUAAUAAAACUUUGAAAAAACUAGAAGUCAAGAAAUUAGUGAGUAAAGUUUUAGCAUCAUUAUUAUUAAACAUUAUUAAAGGAAAUCAUUUAAAAAAUCGACUUAAGAUUAAAUAAUUAUUAAUGGUUAAAGCAUUUUUAAAAAUAAUUUUUGUACCAAAAUAAAAUAGUUAAUAGGCAGCAAUGAAAUUAUAAAUAUUCUGAGCUAAAUGUAAAAUAUGCGGGAUAAUUUUUUUUUGGAAAAUGUAAGCAUUACUCAAACAAACCAUUAUUUAUAUAGCAUAUUUUUAUUUUACACAUAGCUUUACAAAGAUAAAUGAAAGCGGUUAUAUAAGUGCCUCUAGAAAGGUAUGAAUAAAACAAAUUAAGUUUAUUAAAAUAAUUCCUAAUGAUUUUUUUCAGAGAUUAUUUUUCCGUUAUCAGUUUUUUAAAAAGCAAUCCUUUAUUUUACAAAUUAAUUAAUUCUCAUUUGGUAUUUAUUAACUUUUUGCUAUGUGGUUUAUUAAAUAAUCAGUUAUAAUUUUGAAAGCAAUAAUUUCAUAUGGUAGAAACGUGAGUAGAUCCGUUUAUUUUGUAUUUCAAAAAUUAUUCGUUACCCAGUAUUAGUUUCUUGCUUCACAAAUUACUUGAAAAUGCAUAUGGUACAAAAUAAAUGUAAUAGUUGAUGUUGUGCAUAGUUUUUGAAAUGCACAAGUUGGCCCUUAAUGCUAAUAUUUGGCGUAUCACUAGUAAGUACAAGCAAUAUGUCGGAUCCCUAAGAAUCAACUUUAAAUGACAACAAUGAAUAUAAAACAUGAUCGGAAUUUUGUUUUCCAAAAUUAUUAAAAUAUUGUCAGAAACAAUCAAAAAUCUAUUGACUAUAAUUGAUUUUUAGGAUAGUGUCAAGCUAAACCAAUACUCGCUUGGAAUUAUUUGGGCUUUUUUUUAUGAACACUCAGAUUAAAGUAAUCACUGGCCCCUCUGAAUAUUAUCAUGAGGUCUAAUGGACAGGUGCUAGCUGCUAGUAAUUAAAAAGAUUAUUACCAUUUAUCUCUAUGCAAUAUGGUGAACGAAGUAAGAAUUUGAUGCAAGUGCGACGAAUUUUUGUAAAUUUAUUUUGACAACAUUAUCUUUUUUUAUCAGUAAAUACGAAAAUAAAACUAUUUUCAUGGCUUUUACUUAAUAUGGUUCAGUGUGCUUAAUGUAAAUUUUGUUUCAUACGUAGACAGAAUAUUUAUUAUAAAAUGUUUCAUAAUAGUUACGUUAGAUGCUCAUUUGGGCCUGAAUUUUACGCGUCUUUGCCGCAAUAUGCCUCCGAAAAUCGAGCAGCAAAAUUUUUAAUCUUUUGAAAAUUUUUCUUAUAAUAUGAUACCAGUAUCACCUUAAUCUGAGUCAACCCGUCUUGAAUGUCUUGAAUCUUAUUACAGAAUUUAGUAAGUAAUGUAAAAAAAAAAACAAAUAAAACAAGUAACUAACGUAACGUCGCGAUAAGAUGUUGUAGGCAGAAGCAGGGGGUAAAAUGGGUUUUGGCGCCUAAUUUGAAUUUCGAUUUCAUGUUCCAAAGGCAAGUUCAACAACCGCAAUAUACUGUGAAAAGCGGUAUUACGUUUGUCGAGCGGGAUUAAAUCCCGUUCUUAAGUAAAUGACGUAAACGAGGUAGGAUAAGUUUGGUGAGACUAAGGAAAACACGGCUGUUGUCUGUACAUUGGCGGAUAAUUGUUAUAAAUAAAGCAAGCUGUGCUAUUUGUGAAACUAAAUAUUUCCAUCUUUUAUGCAAGCAACCGAUAUUUCUCUAAUAAUUUAUAGAAAGAAAUGAUUUACGCUUUUAAUAGUAAAUAGGUUGACCUGGUAUAAAACGUUUUAAAAAAAUAAAACAGAGGCUAAAUACUUUUUUAAUUGAUUAUUCUAUGGUUAUUUAUUUUAUAACCUCAUAUAUAUUGAUGAUACAAAUUCACUGCCACUCGUAACAUAAUGUACAACUAUUAGUAGGUAAGUGCUUUUAAUAAAAAUGUAAAAAGAAUCCUAAAGUGAUAUAUAUUAUAUAGAAAAUAUUGUAAUUUAUUGGGUGUAUAUAAUUCAUAAACACGUGUAAUUAUAGUAUAGUGGAAUUUCAAAAUACAUAUUGCAGUCGACCAUUUAUUGAUCUCAAGAUUUUAUUUACAUUAUAUUGUAAUAUAAUCAGAAAGUAAUUUAUCUACCACUUGUAUUUAUAUUUACACAUUUUACUUUAUUUUAUUUAUAUUUAUUACUAGAAUACAUUGUACAUUUUUAUUAAUGAAUAUUAUUUUUCUGUACCGAAGAAACAAAACCAUAACCUCAUUAUUGGAGUUAUGAAUGUUGGCCAGAUACAGAUUUAGAUAUACAGUAUGUCUCUCUAGAACCUCCAUUUAUCGAUAGAUAAAAUUUUAAGUUGUUACCUAAAAUCCAAUAUUUUAAAAUAAAUAUUGUUGUCGAGAUAUUUCAUAUUGUAAACCUUACUAUAGUACCUUUCCUGCCUACUAGCAUCUUUGAUUGAUGAAGUUUCUGGAGGAAUAACCUGUAUUAUUAUAUGUUCCUUUUUUUAAAUAUUUAUUUCUAUUAUCUUUAUACUAGCAAAUUAUUUUUUAGUUUUAAGCAAUAUUUUGGAUUUCGAACGUGAAAGUAAACUAUAGUUUGUAGGGAUCAAUAUUACUUAUAAUUUCUCUAUCUCUUUGGUAAUAGUGGUAAUAUUAUUUAAUAAGUUUUCUUUGAAGUAUUUUUUUACUCCUCAAAUAAAACCGUCAAUACUUUUUUCUAAUCUUAUCGAUCGUAAUCUUGGCGAUUAAAAAAUAUCAAUUAUAAAUUUGCACAAGCUUUUUUAAAGUUAAAUGUUAAAAGCUAAUAGAUUAAAAAGUUCUUUUCUGAGCUGGUUAGUCGCAAAUAGCGUUUGUAAAGUAUAUUAGUUAGACGUAUAGCACCCAUAUAAAAAUAAGUGAAUUAAAAGCCUGUAACUUAUUUUGUUGAAAAGUUUUGUUAUAUGUCAAUAAUAAUUUUUGAAACAAUAAGUAAAAUUUUAAUCCUUCGCGCCAAUGGUCACAAUUUUCCAAUGUAACAACAUAACGUACAAUUAAACACCUCUGAAAAGGACAUCCCACUUUAUAGAGAUUUUUUUUUAACUUUAAAAUUUUAAACGCGCGCUGUGCAAUUCUAAGAGCAAACUUAUAUAAGUAGUAAGUUUAUUUGUAUGUAAAUAAAUAGGUAGUAUCCAUUUAGUUUUAUAAACUAGAUAGGAAUUCAUUCUGAGAUCAGAAGGGCUAUUAUGAGGAUAUUGGAAAAGUUUAAUAAAUAAAUUUGCUUAUCUAAAUCACUGCAAUAAUACCUAAUAUAAACUUAAAUGGCUAAAAAAAGAUGUUUUGUCGCCACAAAAAAACAACUUUUAUUGUUUAUUUUACUGCUUUUUGAAUAAUUUUAAAAAUCUACCUAGUUUAUAUUGUAAGUCGGUAUACUAUAGUAUUUAUUAUUCAUCAGUUUAUAAUACUAUAUAUGAUUUAUUUUUUUUAAUAGUAGGUGAUCUAAUAUUCAUACACCAAAGUUUGAAGUUUGUGUGUUAAGUAAAAAAAAAACGAAUUCUUAACUUACCUAUUUAAGUAAGUGUUCAAUAGUUAGGUUUUCUAGUUUCUGUUUUUUUAUUCGUAUAAAUAAAACUAUAUACAAAAGCGAUAUAACUUAUAUAUGCCACUACAGGACGUUUUAACGCCAGGAAGAAUGCCCAGGACUGUUUUUCCUUUAUAUAAAUUGUCGUCUUCAUAAAAGUAGUUUAAUUUUAUGACCUUAAAAUAAUUUGUAAAGCAUUGGUUAAAAUCGUGUUUUAUGGUAAUAUACUAAAACAUUGUUUAACUAAUUUAGAUAUGUAAACUUUAUCGUAUAAAUAAAUACAUUUUAUUUCGACUACUUCGACACUUAUAGGCAAACUUAGAAUUAAUUUAAGUGUUUUUGUAACACUGCCAUAUUGUGAUAAAUCAUAUACUGCCCACAUACAAAACGUUUUAUAUCUGAGACUGAGAUGAAUAUAAUAAAAAUACUUUUUAAAAUUAAUGUACUAAAAAAAUUCUCAGUCUCGAGUUAUGCCUGGGUUAACAGUGCCUUCUGUUGUAGCAAUUAUUUUUAAAUAACAAAAAAGUAUCUAUUUUUUGUGCAUUAAAUCACAUUGGACUUAUUAGAUUUCGCAUAUAUACAUAUAACUAAAUAGUAUAAGUAAUAAUGGGAACUAGCUCAAUUUUGUAUGUAAUUUCUAAGAAAAUCAAUAUUAUCCAUAAUAAUAAUUUCUUAUAGUAAACUAUAUUAUUUGUAUUCAAAGUCUGAUUUUAAUUGCUUUUUUCUAGGUUUAUAUCGUAUGUAUACAACUCAUUUAUGUAGACAUUAAUAAAUUUUAAUUUAUGACAAA
Messenger RNA from Anthonomus grandis grandis, 9069 nucleotides. RefSeq names its product lysine-specific demethylase 6A (gene Utx). Gene Ontology annotation, cellular component: MLL3/4 complex. NCBI's taxonomy places the organism in Eukaryota, Metazoa, Arthropoda, Insecta, Coleoptera, Curculionidae. The coding region runs from base 94 to 3990 and encodes 1298 amino acids. Gene Ontology annotation, biological process: regulation of gene expression. The record is from RefSeq and is a predicted model, not a curated record. The transcript has 15 exons. Gene Ontology annotation, molecular function: histone H3K27me2/H3K27me3 demethylase activity; RNA polymerase II cis-regulatory region sequence-specific DNA binding; chromatin DNA binding.